Thrips palmi is the source of this 2439-nucleotide messenger RNA. RefSeq lists its product as uncharacterized. NCBI's taxonomy places the organism in Eukaryota, Metazoa, Arthropoda, Insecta, Thysanoptera, Thripidae. The record is from RefSeq and is a predicted model, not a curated record. The transcript has 10 exons. The coding region runs from base 67 to 2412 and encodes 781 amino acids.
CGGGCUCAAGACGGCACGGGGCGGAGCAGGGCAGAGCUGCCGGCGGGCGCGGGGAUCUUCAGGGCCAUGGCCACGGCCGUGACACGACGGCGCGCCGAACGGCAGCGGACGCUGUGGGUGGCCCUGUGCCUCCUGCACCUCCUACUGGCUGCCGGCGCGCAGGCUGCCGACCACCCUGGCAACGCCGCAGCAGUGAACACCACCGUCGCUAGCUCCACCGCCGGCUCCGCCACCAGUUCCGCGCUCCCCGCCGCCCCGGUGAAGCGCGCCUCCGUGCCCCCGGGGUGCAGGACGUUCUACGCGCAUGGCACCGCGCGCCCGGACAAGGACGGCGAGGAGUACACCGUCCAGCUGCUGUGGCGGGAGCACGCCGUGCCGGACGCCGCCGGCCGGUGGACGCUGGCCGUGAACGUGACCGCCACGGAGGACGCGCGCGUCAUGCUGAGCAGCGCGGCCAGGGUGCUGCCCGGCCAACCCCGCUACGAACUUGUCCUCGGUGCGCACGCCAACGAGUCCAAGCUCUUGGUGCACGCCGACCAUCACAUCCGCGGCAGCCCGUCGCCCGUAGCGCCCCUGCUCCACCAGCCUCUGUUCGAGGCGGGGAGCCUACAGCUGUGGCUGCGCUGGAGGACGGACGAAGCGGCCGACGGCAACAAGACGGGCCGGCUGGAGGUGGAGGCGCAGCCGGCCGACGCCUCAGCGAAGCUCACCCUCUUCACCUACGAGACGACGCAGCCCCUGCAGGUGGAAGCCUUCAGCUUCGGCAGCACGCGGCCCGGCGACGUGGCCUUCACCGUGUGCAAGGCGUGCACGGCCAGGGAGGGCGGCGAGGCCGGGGGCAGCGAGCACGCAGCCGCAGACCACGGCCUGGGAGUGCCCGGCUGCCGCUCGCUGCUGCUGCACAAGACCGGCCUGCUUCACACGCACACCCUGGCCGCGGGCUGGGCCGACAUCGCGGACGGCCACGGCCGCCUGCAGUUCUGGGCGCGCGCGUCCACCGACGUGGAGGUGCUCGUGUCCGAGCGGCUGCACUCGCGGCGCGGCGAGGCGGUCCACCACGUCGUCUUCGGCGGCGACUUCAACACCAAGACCUGGGUGACGGCGAUGGUGGGGCGCGCCGCCGUCACCAGCACGCCCACGCUGCUGUCGGACUCGCAGUUCCGGCCGCUGUGGGUGUCCGUGCCGCCGCACGGCCGAGGCGUGGUCAAGGCGGGCACCGGCGACGUGCACCACCACAACAGCACGCGCGAGACGGGCCAGGCGCGCGAGCUCAUCUCCUGGGCCAACCCCAACGCCCCCGCCGCCCCCAACUUCGUCACCUUCGCCACGUACAGGAACCGGCUGGUGCACGUCCUCAUCGACUGCGACAAGUCGCCCUCGCUGCCAGCGGUAAAUCAGUCCGAGUCCGAGGUCGGCCUGCUUGAGGCAGUCCGGGGCUCGGUGGCCGCGGCCUUCGCCUCGCCGCGCGCGCCGCACUCCGCGGCGCCGACCUUGCAGAUGGACAUCGAGAGGCUGGCCGUGCACAACGGCUCCGUGACGGCGACCGGGACGCUCAUGCAGGAGUGGCAGUACGGGAACGACACGGGCAUUGCGUGGAACCCGGCCUGGUUCCGAGGGAUGCUCAAAUCCCAGUAUUGGCUCGCGGAUAUGGAAGAGGUGCUGGAUAAUAAUGCCAUUUCAGAUCUCAUGGUUGUCAGUUCGGCGAGUGGAGGCAAAAGUUGGUUGAAAUUGGUCCCUGGACCCAUUCAGGUGAAUUAUGAUAAAAAAAUUUCUUUGAAUUUUCAUCUGCAUUUAAAACUGCCUUGUAAACAUGACGAAAAUCAAGAUACAUUGUCUUGCUCCAUUAUGGCAACACUUAAUUCCAAAUCUAAUAGUUGCAUUGAAAUUUCCACUUGUAGUGUUGACCAAAAGUGGAAUGUUGAUUGGAAUGUAGUAGAAUUAUCAAAAGAUUGUGGGAAAUGUAAUCUAAGCUUGACAGUAAGAACAAAAUAUCACAAUCAAGAAAAGUAUAGACUGUCACCUCAAUCCACUUUUGACACUGGGAUUUUACAGUGGAUAAAUAUUUUUUUAACAGUACUGGCUCUCAUCACUCUUUGCAUAGAAUACCAUCCUCAGAGCAGUAAAGUAGAUUCUUUUCUUUCCUUACCUAAAAAAAUAAUUCGUAAAUUUUCAAAAUUCUAUCAUCAGGACUUUCAAGAUGAAACGUGCAUUGUUGCCUAUGAUGGUGGUGCAGCUCACAUUUAUGAAGCUGAAGAUUCUGAUGAUUUGAAUACUGAUGAUGACAAAAGGAACAAAUUUAAACCACAACCAGCCAAACAGAUUUACUCAGUAUUCCAGCAACAAAAAGUUCCAAUUGCCCUCUUAAUACUUAGUGUCUGUCUAGCAGUCAUAGAUCUGUUUACAAAACUUUAAACUUAAUAUAAAAGCCCUUGAAACAUU